Messenger RNA from Motacilla alba alba, 2586 nucleotides. RefSeq names its product ladybird homeobox 1 (gene LBX1). NCBI's taxonomy places the organism in Eukaryota, Metazoa, Chordata, Aves, Passeriformes, Motacillidae. The record is from RefSeq and is a predicted model, not a curated record. Gene Ontology annotation, molecular function: DNA binding; DNA-binding transcription factor activity, RNA polymerase II-specific. Gene Ontology annotation, biological process: regulation of DNA-templated transcription. The coding region runs from base 711 to 1538 and encodes 275 amino acids. The transcript has 2 exons.
GAGAGAGAAAGAGAGAGAGAGAGAGGGCGAAAAGUGUCAUUGAAGAUAAUUGAUUACCUCCCAAUCAACAAUAACUUGUUAGCAAUAGUCAAUUACCCCAUCUCUUCUCGCUCCUUUCCCCCUGGUCCGAGGUCUCGGUGCGAGGGCUGCUCUUCCCCUCGACGAAGUCUGCUUUUUCUUUUUCUCUUUCUUUUUUUAAAAAUUAUUUUUAAAAAAAAAAUUUGGGGUGGGUAUUAGCUAAAGGUGGGGGGGCAGGGAAAGUGCUGUGAUUUGGGGUGUUUCUUAAAAUAGCAGCUAGAAAGAGAAAGAAAGAGGAGAGACAGGGAGAGAGAGAGGGAAAGAGAGAGAGAGAGAGAGAGAGAGAGAGAGAGAGAGAGAGAGAGAGAGAGAGAGGAGACAGACAGGAGGGGGGGAAAUCUCCGACCCAAAACCCUGGGACAAGAGGUACGGCAGGACCACCUCUCGGCGAGGGACCGACGGCAGCUCUGCUCCACUCCGCGCCCGCCCGCCGCCCUGCCCGCCCGGCCCGCCACCCGACGUGGCUCUCCCCGGGAGGACCCGGGGCUCCUCCGCCGGAGUUGGAGGUGGGCUUCAACUUUUGCUCGCUGUCUUCUCCGCCGUCACCCCGCGGUCCCGCCGGGGGCUUCUCCCCGCGGCAGCGCAUCCCCGUCGCGGGUGGGGAAGGCAGCCCCGCGCAGCCCAGCCCCACCAUGACUUCCAAAGAAGAGCCCAAGCCCUCCUCGGGGGAAGAACGGCGGCGGAGCCCCUUGGAUCACCUCCCACCGCCGGCCAACUCCAACAAGCCCCUCACCCCCUUCAGCAUCGAGGACAUCCUCAACAAGCCCUCUGUGCGGAGGAGUUACACCCUCUGCGGAACGGCCCACCUCCUCUCCGCCGCCGAGAAGCACCCCCCGGCCGGGCUGCCCCUCUCCGGCCGGGCGCUGCUCUCCCAGACCUCGCCCCUCUGCGCCCUGGAAGAGCUGGCCAGCAAGACCUUCAAGGGGCUGGAAGUCAGCGUGCUGCAGGCGGCCGAAGGCCGGGACGGGAUGACCAUCUUCGGGCAGCGGCAAACGCCGAAGAAGCGUCGGAAGUCGCGGACGGCCUUCACCAACCACCAGAUCUACGAGCUGGAGAAGCGGUUCCUCUACCAAAAAUACCUGUCGCCGGCGGACCGAGACCAGAUCGCCCAGCAGCUGGGGCUCACCAACGCCCAGGUCAUCACCUGGUUCCAGAACCGCCGCGCCAAGCUCAAGAGAGACCUGGAGGAGAUGAAGGCCGACGUGGAAUCGGCCAAAAAGCUGGGCCCCAACCCCGCCGUGGACAUCGUGGCCUUGGCCGAGCUGGAGCCCAGCGCCGAGGGAAGGGGCAAGGCGCGGCCCGGGUCCCCGCCGCCGCCCCCCGCCGCCGCCCGGGAGCCCGGCGCUCCGCCGCCGCCCCGCCCCGCCUCGCCCCCCACGGAGCGGCCCCGCAGCCGCCGGGACAGCGAGGAGGAGGAGGAAGAGGAGGAGGAGGACGUGGAGAUCGACGUGGAUGACUGAGGGGCGGCCGGCGUCCCCCCCCAUGUCCCUCCCCCCCCAUCCCGACAGCUCCAAACCGGCACCCUCGGCCCCCCAUCCCGGCCCCGGCAGCGCGGCGGGGCGGCUGCUCCCCUCGGUCGGAGCAAUAAGCAAUAGCACCCCACCACAGACACACACCCCCGAUGAAUUUAGGGUAGAGUCGAUAUCCCUCCGCCUGCCACAUCUUCGGAACGGUGCAAUUACGGACGGCUUCUGUAUAAAUAUUUAAACUUAUAUAUUGGAAUUUUUUUCCUUCCCCCUUCUUUUUGAGGUUUUGAUUAUUAUUUUUUUCUAAUAGCUAUCAGUGAUGAUUAUUUUAUCUAUAAGGGAGACGCGUAACCUUGGAAUAAACCUGGCUUCCAACAGAUGUUUGGGAAAGCAGUUGUUUUCAAAGACUUCCGAAACAAACCACUUUAGAGAAAAUUUAAGUUAGGCUUCAAACGGCAACAGCAAAAAAUUAGCCGCUUUCCUUUCCUUGCAUGUUUCAGAUGUGCACGAACAAAUUUUUUUCCUUUUAAAAAUAUUUUUUUCUUUCGCAGUCUUGGGAACUUGGGGCUGGGUGAUAAUGCAAGUUGAAAAAUAUAUACUUUCUUUUAUUCCUAGAGCAUAGAGAUUUGUCUCCAAUGCAAUUUCUGCCUCAUUUUACCAAUUAAAAGCUAUUUUUACCAUUUUCUGCUAUUGUUGUGCUUUUAUUAAAAAGCUGCCUUUCGUAUUUUUGAUAUGAAGGUGGUAACAAAAAAAAAAGGAAAAAUAAAAAAAAUCCUAGAAUUAUUUUUUACUCUUUUUAGAAUUUUUGCAUGCUAUGGAAAUAAAAAAGGACAAAUCCCAAAAUCAAUACAUUUAAAUAUUACACUAUAAAUUAAAAAAAAAAAGUGUACAGAUUUAAGACCUGGUUUUGUUUGAAUUGUACAAAUUUUAAAAGGCCUGCUAUUUAAGUUCCGAUAGGGACAAUGUCGCUUUAUUUACUGUCUCUUAGAAUUGUACAGAUAGCUCUUCUUUUUCCGAUACAAUAAAAUCUUUACCAUUUUAA